AAGGCACCGAUAGAAUACACCUAAAUACACUUUGCGAGAAUAGUGGAAACGAGUAUGAUUCUGAAGAUGCACGAGAGAGGAAUGAUACUUGUCUGCUAUUUCAAAGAAGUUAAAUAGAGUUUAUAAGAUUUCUCAGUAAACAAGUAACAAACGACAAAGUUUUCCAUAAAGUAUAUCAGUUUCACUGGAAUCUAAUACGCCCGCAUGCGUAUUAAUUACUUCUUUUCGCGAACUCGAUCGAAAUACAUUAUCCGACGGGAGAGCACUCUUUGGGCUCCAGAGGAAAGAAAAGUUGUUGUAAUGGCUGCCGUGUCAUGAAAUGAAGGUACCGAGCCAGUUUUGUGGUUGCACGAUAACGAUGGAGGAUAACUCCAGUUCUACAUCUCAAAACCAUAAUGGACAAGUAUCUAGUGGUGCGAAUGUUUCGCUGACAAACAAUAAACAUCAGGGCAGUGACAAUGGUAGCAAUGGCGAUGCCAAGGAUCAAAGACCACAAUACUCUAUGCCUGGCAUUCUACACUUUAUUCAACAUGAAUGGGCUCGCUUCGAACUUGAAAGAUCGCAAUGGGAACUUGACAGAGCAGAAUUCCAGGCUAGGAUAGCUUUUUUACAAGGUGAAAGGAAGGGACAGGAAAAAUUAAAAAAUGAUUUAGUAAGAAGAAUAAAAAUGUUAGAGUAUGCACUGAAACAAGAACGAGCAAGGUACCAUAAGUUGAAAUAUGGGACUGAUUUGGUAAUUCAGGGAGAUGUAAAACCUCCUGUUUACGACGAAGGUAGUAGUACUUGUGUUAACUCUGAAGUUGGAGGAGAAGGUGAUGGGGAAGCCCCAUUUACUUCCGUCAGCAACAUAAGUUGGAGACAAGGUCGCCAAAUUUUAAGACAAUAUUUACAAGAGAUUGGUUACACCGAUACAAUAAUAGAUGUACGAUCAAACAGAGUAAGAUCUUUACUUGGUUUAAAUAAUAACACAGAUUCAGAAGACAUGAAUACUCCUGCAUUAAAUGGCAAUGAACCAUCAAAUAAACAAACAAUUGAAACCAGUAUCCGUAGAGUUCCAGGAAAAAAGGUAGAGCAACCAUCUUCUAUAGCAGAAGCAAUGAUAUUAGAUACUGAAGCAGCUGUUAUGGCAAAUUUUGAGUUCUUAACUCAUACAGAUAUGGACAUGGAAGAAGAAGAAGGAGAUGUAGAAGAUGAUACUUUCGAUACGAAUAUUGAAUCUAAACCAAAUAAAACAUCUAUGCUUCUAACGGAAGAUGUCGAUGCGGAAGCAGAAGAAGUAUUAAAUGAAUUAAACCUUCUCACAGAAACUGAAGAAUCACCACCAGGCUCUGUUCAUUUAGAUGCAUUACAUAAAGGUUUACGACCAGAUUUGAGGUGUCCAAACAAAGAAGGUGAUUCUGCAUUGGAGUUGGGGGAGUUAGAAUUAUUGUGUGUUAACAAUGAAGCAGAAACAUCAUAUGAUAUGGUAGCUACAACGAAGGAAACGUUUAGAAAAACUUGGAAUGCGAAAUACACAUUACGAUCUCAUUUUGAUGCUGUUCGAGCACUUGUCUUCCAUCCCACAGAAGCUGUUCUUAUAACCGCAAGCGAUGAUCAUACUCUCAAGUUAUGGAACCUUCAUAAAACUUUACCUGCGAAAAAAUCAGCUUCAUUAGAUGUUGAACCACUGUAUACAUUUAGAUCACACACUGGCCCAGUCUUAUGUUUAGCUAUGUGCAGCACGGGAAAUCAAUGUUAUAGCGGUGGUUUGGAUGGUAUGAUUCACUGUUGGACACUACCGUCAGCCAACAUAGAUCCAUAUGAUUCCUAUGAGUCAAGUGUCCUUAGUCAAACAUUAAAGGGACACACAAAUGCAGUUUGGGGUUUAAGUAUGUAUCAACCACGAUCGCAAUUGUUAUCAAUUAGUGCUGACGGAACUGUAAAAUUAUGGAGUCCGCAGAACAAGUCUCCUCUACUUCAUACAUACGUCUCUGAGCAAGACGGCAUACCGACUUCAGUAGAUUUUAUAAGAGAUGAACCACAUAAGUUAGUUGUAGCGUACGAAGGAGCGUGUGUUGUAUUUGAUACAGAAACUGGCGAAAGCGUAGCUCGCCUCGAAGCCAAUGAAACAAAGGGUUUCAAUCGUGUCGUGGCCCAUCCAACUUUACCAUUAGUUGUUGCCGCACACGAGGAUAGACAUAUUCGAUUUUACGAUCAUCGGUCGGCUACUCUUGCUCAUGCCAUGGUUGCUCAUUUGGAUGCAGUUACUAGUCUUGCUGUAGAUCCUCAUGGUUUAUAUCUACUUUCAGGAAGUCACGAUUGCAGUAUAAGAUUAUGGAAUAUGGAUAAUAAGACUUGUGUUCAAGAAAUAACAGCACACCGUAAGAAGUUUGACGAAAGUAUUUUAGAUGUAGCAUUUCAUCCAUCGCGACCUUUUAUAGCAAGUGCAGGGGCCGAUGCUCUUGCCAAAGUGUAUGUGUGAGAUGUAAAUUAAGGUACACCAUUUCUACUAUUGACAUGCAUCAGAUGGAACAGAUUUUGUACUCAUUCUUUCUAGAUAGUUUUACCUGUACGUGUUACACUUCCAAUUUUGUUGUAACUUAUAUUGCUCUACUUUUUAAAGUACCACUUUAGAAAAAAAUCAAAUCAGACAUAUAGAUAUAGCCAUGUUACGAGAAACUGAAAUUUGCACAUAACCCUUGUCCGCGACGAUUUAUCGAAGGAACAAUAAAAAUUCGAAUACGAAAUGCUGCUUAUUCAUGAGAUCUUUAUUAAGUAGCUACAUUAUUUGGAAUAGCGGAAGGGGUGUCUAUCUUGUAGAAUAUUAGUUAACAUAGUUCUGAUAAUUAGACAAAGAAAAUACCCCUUACCCAGAAUCCAGGAAGCACACUGCCGCAGUAGCAUAAUAUUUAUCCUUAUGUUAACUAUUUAUUACCAAUAUUACAGUUACUGUUGCACAGCUACUGGAGAUUAAUACGUACUACGCGAGGAUAAAACUUGUCCUAAAAUAAAAUACAUCAAUUAGUCUCCCAUUACAUAAUUUUCAUGCUACCUUACAUAUUUAUCGAGGUUAGCAAAAUAAUAACAACAACAGAAAAAAAGCAGCAACAACAACAACAACAACAAUAAUAAUAAUGAUAAUAACCAUAAGUUAAAUAUAAUGUAAGACAUAAUAUUAAUAACACUAAAUUAUAACUGUGUGUU
Nomia melanderi (Alkali bee) is the source of this 3183-nucleotide messenger RNA. The record is from RefSeq and is a predicted model, not a curated record. NCBI's taxonomy places the organism in Eukaryota, Metazoa, Arthropoda, Insecta, Hymenoptera, Halictidae.